UUAGGGGAAGAAAAUGAAAAAUAAUUUAGAAAAGCAAAACUAAAUGUGGAAAUUGAUUUUAUAUGUUAAAAGACUAGAAUAAAGACAAAAUGAAAUAAAGAGGAGAGGGGUAUGAUAUCGCCACAUACCCUUUUUUGCAUGCUUACCCCAAAUGCUAUGAAGCCACGCAAUUUAUGCCCCAUACCAUACUGCCCAUUUCCUUUUCUCUUUCCUUUCUCCUCUGUUUUUCUUUCACUAUAUAAACUCUUCUUCUAUCUUCUUCUUCUUCUACCCCUUUUCCAUUUGCCCUAAUUUGAUUUUUCAACUCAAUGAGCCAGUGUUUGUGCCGAUCAACAACACAAAUUUCCAUUUCCAUUUCACUCUUCUUCUUUUUCUUCGUGUUCUUCUUCUUUUCUUCACGACAUUAACCUUCCGCCUAGGAAGCUUCUUACUGCUGUGAGACGAGAAAACGUUAACGGAGACAUGUGUUCUGAUUCACCGCGAUUUUCGUUUGCUGUUGAAUCACUUUUGCACAAAUUUUUGCCGUUUAAUGGUGAGGAUAAAUCGGAGGAAGAUGGAGAUCCGUAUUCUUCAGAUCAUUUUCGGAUGUAUGAGUUUAAGGUAAGACGGUGUACUCGUAGUCGGAGUCAUGAUUGGACGGAUUGUCCGUUUGCUCAUCCUGGAGAGAAGGCACGACGGAGAGACCCUCGUCGGUUUCAUUACUCUGGUACCAUGUGUCCGGAGUUUCGUCGCGGCGGGUGUGGUCGUGGUGAUGGAUGUGAGUUUGCUCAUGGAGUUUUUGAAUGUUGGCUUCAUCCGGCUAGGUAUCGGACGGAAGCUUGUAAAGAUGGAAAGAAUUGUAAGAGGAAGGUUUGUUUCUUUGCUCAUUCACCUCGUGAGCUUCGUCUUUUGCCUCCUGUCAGUAAUUACCAAAGCGGCUCUUGUUCUUCGCCGAAUAAUAAACGAAGUUCUUCUUCUCUUAGAUCUGCCUCUACUGCUUCUGCUUCUAAUCACUGCUGUUUGUUUUGUCAUUGCGGUGGAGCCGCCGCUACUUCCUCACCGACUUCUACGCUUUUCGGAAUGUCUCACCUAUCUCCGCCGCACUCUCCACCGCACUCCCCGGGAAAACCUAUAAACGGAUUUUCUCCGAUUUCGAGGUACAAUCCUGAUCAGUCUAAGUUAAAUGGAGUUCUGAGCUAUAAAGAUGCACUGACUGAGCUCAUGAGCUCAAUCGAAUCUAUGAAUAUGGAUGACGCCAAUGCCACUUUAGCCGCCGCUGCCGCCGCCGCCACCGCCGCGGCUUCCGGUCCAAGACAAACAAUUCCUUGGAUCGAUGUUUCGUCUCUCAACAACGAAGACCAACUUCAGUUUGUUCUCUCACCUUCUACUCCAAAUGUCUCCACCGCGUCGGUGAAUUUUUCCGUUGAUCAGAACAACAAUGGAUGGGCCUCCGCCUCCGCCUCCGCCUCCGAUCCGGAUCUGGGAUGGGUUAAUGAUCUGCUGAUGUGAAGUAAAGAAGAAGAAGAAGAAGAAGAAGAAGAAGAAGAGACGAAGAAGAUGAAGAAGGAAGAAUUGACACUUUUUUUUUUUUUUUUUGGUUGAUGAGGGAAAUGUAAAUAUUACACCAUCCGUAUAUAUAGCGCAGUAUUAUAUAUAUAUGGUGAUGAGGUGUAAAAAAAAAAAGUGAUGAAUAAUGAUUGUGAAUUAUUGUUUUGCAAAUUGUUGAGGGGAAGGGGAAAAAAGCUGCUGAAUUUUCCACUUAGAAUUAGAAUUUUAUGUGUUUGUUUGUUUGUUUGUUUCUAUUUAGAAACUCAAUAGAUCAGGGGGAAGGUGAGUAGGUGAGAUGGUGAAUCUAAUUUCCAAAUUCCCUGUUUUUGUUGUGUAUUAUUAAUUCUAAUUUCUCUUGAUGUAAUUUUAAUGCAAACUUUCUUUACCAUUUUUAUUUCUAA
Molecule: messenger RNA, 1928 nt
Organism: Cucumis melo (muskmelon)
Lineage: Eukaryota; Viridiplantae; Streptophyta; Magnoliopsida; Cucurbitales; Cucurbitaceae
Product: zinc finger CCCH domain-containing protein 2-like
Exons: 1
Coding region: 463-1488 (341 amino acids)
Molecular function (GO): metal ion binding
Source: RefSeq, a predicted model, not a curated record